This is a messenger RNA of Aspergillus sclerotioniger CBS 115572, 1008 nucleotides long. RefSeq names its product terpenoid synthase. Gene Ontology annotation, biological process: isoprenoid biosynthetic process. Gene Ontology annotation, molecular function: prenyltransferase activity. Lineage: Eukaryota; Fungi; Ascomycota; Eurotiomycetes; Eurotiales; Aspergillaceae. The coding region runs from base 1 to 1008 and encodes 335 amino acids. The record is from RefSeq and is a predicted model, not a curated record. The transcript is spliced from 3 exons.
AUGACGGCACUUCCAGAAGUUGCCUCCAUGUCUGUUCCCUUGGUGGUAACCAUAGGCAUUGUUCCUCUGGUCUUUUAUGUCCUGGAUCGAAUGGCCCCACUGUGGCCGACAUCUAAGAAGGUCUUUUUGAUAGGCAAGAAGAAACCAGAAACAGUGACGUCCUUUGAAUGUCCAUACGCCUACAUCCGGCAGAUCUACGGCAAAUACCACUGGGAACCAUUCGUGCAGAAGCUCUCCCCGAGGCUCAAGGAUGAGGACCCAGCCAAGUAUAAAAUGGUACUGGAAAUCAUGGAUGCUAUUCAUCUGUGUUUAAUGUUGGUCGAUGAUAUCACCGACAACAGCGACUUUCGAAAGGGAAACCCAGCCGCCCAUCGGAUAUACGGUCCAUCGGAGACGGCAAACCGCGCCUACUAUCGAGUAACGCAGAUUCUCAAUGAAACGGUUCAGCGGUUCCCAAACCUGGCUCCAUUCCUACUGCAGAACCUGGAAGAGAUCCUCGAGGGUCAAGAUCUGUCCCUGAUCUGGCGACGAGAUGGACUGAGCAGCCUCUCCACCAAUCCGGAGGAACGAGUUGCGGCGUAUCGCAAGAUGGCGUCGUUGAAAACCGGAGCUCUCUUCCGGUUGCUAGGCCAGUUGGUGAUGGAGAACAAGUCGAUGGAUGAGACGAUGACGACUGUUGCAUGGUGCUCCCAGCUCCAGAAUGACUGCAAGAAUGUCUACUCGUCCGAAUACGCCAAGGCUAAAGGCGCGCUGGCUGAAGACCUGCGCAACCAGGAGCUGUCCUAUCCGAUUAUCCUUGCCCUGGAGGCCCCCGAAGGCCACUGGGUAGCGAGUGCACUAGAGAGCAGCUCACCGCGCAAUAUUCGCAACGCGCUCGCCGUGAUUCAGAGCGAGAGGGUGCGCAAAGCCUGCUUUACGGAGCUCAAAUCCGCGAGUGCUUCGGUCCAAGACUGGUUAGCUAUCUGGGGGCGAAACGAGAAGAUGAAUCUGAAGAGCCAGCAGGCAUAG